CGUGACUAGUGACAGCUGUGUUUGUGGAAGCCAUUUUUUCCCCUUCAAAUAAUAUGCUCAAGGACACUGCAGACACCAAUAAAAGGAUAAUGGAUACACAGUGAAAAAAAUAAUGGCUUGCAAGGGGAGCAAGUAGGACAUGAGAAAAGGUGACAAAUCCUAUCCAGAAGUUAUAUGCAUACAGCUAUUAAAACCCAAAGAAAAAGAGUUUUCAGCAUAUUUAACAAGCUUAAGGUCCAGAACCAGUAGUGGAAAUGGUCUCAAUUUACAAAAUGUCAGAAGAUAAAGAUGAAGAAGACAAAGAAGAUAAAAUCUAGGAUAUACAAACCUGCUUGGCUGCACAGCAGUAAAAAUAUUAACUGCUUUCGCUUCUAAUCAGGGGAAAAACUAAAGUAUUUCUUUAGCAAAGUAAACAACAUUUCUCUUCUCUGAAUUCCAGUGGUAACACAGACCAACAAAAACUUAAAAGAACCAGUAGGAUCUCCUCUCUACCGACAUGGCUUACAGACAAGUAGCAGCAGGAAAGGAAUGUCUUGAUCUCUUCCAUAGACCACAGUUGUCUCCAAAGCCCCCGAAUCUACCAGAAACUGUGUUGCAAUGGAUAAAACUUGAUAUAAGUCAUGCUGAUAUAGACAGACUUCCUGAGUCUAUUGCCAGGUGCAAAAAUGCUAAGCAUAUAUUAGCAGGGGGUAACAGGUUAUCUUCUUUACCACAGUCCAUAUCCAACCUGCCAUAUCUCACAGUGUUGGACUUAUACAGGAAUGCCUUCACUACAUUCCCCAUAGCACUCUGUCGCCUAACUAACUUAGAAGAGCUUUACCUUAAUAACAAUAAGCUGUCUGAUAUACCAAAGAAAAUCGCAAAAAUGAAGCGGCUUAGAAAAUUUAUGCUCGAUCACAAUGCCUUAACUACAUUCCCCAUAGCACUAUGUGGCUUGACUAACCUAGAGGAGCUUUACCUGGGUGACAAUCAGCUAUCUGACAUACCAGAGAAGAUCACCAGGCUGGUGAGACUGAAAAAAUUCUGGCUGUAUAAGAAUAAGUACACUAAAUUCCCCAUAGCAUUGUGUGGUAUGACUAACUUAGAGGACCUUUACCUGGACAAAAACCAGCUAUCUGACAUACCAACAGAAAUCACUGGGAUGAAGGGACUUAAAAUAUUCUGGCUUUCUCACAAUGAAUUCAAAACAUUUCCCACAGCACUGUGUGAUUUGACUAACUUAGAAGAGCUGGACCUGGGUGACAACCAGUUAUCUGACAUACCUCUGAAGGCUACAACAAUGGAAAAACUACAGUCAUUUGGUAUAUCAUUUAAUAAUAUAACUCACCUGCUACCUCAGAUGAAGAAAAUGAUAAGUCUUAGACAACUAUAUGUGGUAGGUAAUCGUCUGCUACAACCACCUAUGCAUACUGCCAAGCAGGGACUAGAUGCCAUCAAGAGGUAUUUUGAGGCCUUAACUGACACCAAGGCAAUCCAGUCAAGUAGAAUACAGGUCAACUUUCUGGGUGAAACAGAAUCGGGAAAAACUAGCAUUUCACAUUCACUGCAACUGGGACAGCCAGCAUCCACUGAGUCAGCAGACAGGACGAGAGUGGUGGAACAAGAAACAUGGGUAUAUGACCAAGAUAUUGCCUUCAAUAUCAAUGACUUUGGGGGGCAUGAGGUCUACAAAAUAGGACAUCCCAUUUUCAUGUCCAAACAUACCAGUAGCUUGGUUUUCAUCACUUUUGACCUUUCAAAAUAUGAUCCAGAAGACAAGGCUCAUUAUCAGCUCUAUAUUGGAGACUGGAUUGACAAAGUGCAAGCACAGAUGCCAGGGAUACAAAUUGCACUAAUUGGAACUCAUCUUGAUGAAGCUGAAGCUCUAAGUGUAGAAACAAAAUGUUCUGCAAUAAAGAAACAACUUGAAGACCACAAAAACAAAAAUAAAAAGUGGUAUGACAUUCAAAAAGAGACUGUUGAGAAUAAAAUACAGAAAACAAGUGACUUCUCACCAGCUCUUCGCCAGGCCUACCAAGAAAAAGUAGAUAAAAUGCAGUCCUUGUCUCAUCAAGUUCAACCCAUCUAUGAGCAUAUUUUCAGGGUGAGUUCAGAAAACAUGACUGGAGUUGAAAAAUUAAAAAAGUACCUCAUUGAUUUUGCCAGGGAAAGAGCAGAAGUUUUGCCAGAAUUGUGGGUGAAUGCAGCCAAGAACAUCUGCACCAAGAAACAAGAAGGCUCUGAGAACACGCUUGAUUGGGAGAUGCUUCAAGAACUCAUUAUGCAGUCUGCACCUCACGCAUGGAGGGAAAGGAACUCACAUGAAGAAACAAAGAAAAUAAUGUGUGACAUCUUAAGUUUCCUUGCUCAUCGUGGAGACAUCAUUUGGUUUGAUAAAAGCCCCUCACUGACAAAAGUUGUUUUCCACAAGCAAGAAGUUCUUGAAAAUGUUCUCAAGGCAGUACUUAGUCAUGAUCCAGAGGCAGUUUUACAAAAACUCCAGGUGUCCAUGAGGUUUACCAGAAAAAAAGCACGCACCUUACAUGCAGACAUCUUUACCAGAGGCAUCAUAUCUAGACAAGCUAUGAGCUGCUUGUGUGAGCCCUUCAAAUUGUCCACCACUGAAGUUGAUGCCAUGAUAGAUCUGUUGCUGAAACUUGAGCUGUGUUUCCAAGUUCAGGAACAUGAGUCUAACCUUUCUUUUCACUUUCCAUGUCUCCUUCAAGAAAAAAGACAACCUGAACUAGAAACCAAAUGGCCCAGCAAGGUUCCCCCAGACAUCAAUCAACUAACUCUUCAGGUUAUCUUUCCAUACAGGUGUCCAGAUGGCUUAUAUGAGAAAUUUUCUGUUCGUCAGCACAAGCAUCUUGGACUCCUGAAGACCAAACGAAUGGACUGGAGGAAUGGGAUGUAUGCAGAACUUGAGAGGUGCAAAAUGCUGCUGACACAGGAGAGAGACCAGCAAAAUCUUAGUCCUGGGCAAGACCCAGACUUGAUUAUCAGUAUAGCUGUCCGUGGACAACAUCUUUCAGACCAGUGGCAAGUUCUAAAACGUGCCCAUGGUGACCUCAUGAACAUCAUUCAUGAGGACUGGCCUGGGCUGCCAUAUGACAAGUACCUGGUAUGCCCCCACUGUAUGAGUGAGGACAACAAGGACAGUGAGCACCAAACCCUCCUUCUUGAAGAAACACCUAAUGUUCCCCUAACCACUACUCAAGAUCCAGAGGAAGUACAUGUACCAACCAAGAGAAAAAGAUAUACUCAGAAAGCACCAACUCUCUUCCCUGGAGAGAUUCUUGACCAAACCAAUGUACCAGGGUCUGGCCCCAAAGAAAAGUGGGUUCCAUGUGUCAAUACUGGUGUCUAUAGCUACAUUCCUGUAAACCUGGUCUAUCCACCCAGCUGGCAGGAUGCUAUACGUAAACAUAAAACUGAACUGUGUGAAAACAUCACAGAACCUUGUCUCCUGGACAUGUUGGAUAAGUUCCUCCAAGAAGGCAUCAUCACUGACCGUGAAGCUCAGACAGUGAGAGCCCAGCCCUCAACUGACAGGGUAAAAUGGCCAGAGAAAGUUGCAGUAUUCCUGGAUAUUCUAAUGAGAAAACCUUCAAAGGCACAUGUUACACUGUGUCAGUGUCUGCUGGAACAAGAACGGACUGAUCUUCUUGAAUUGAUCAUGUAACAGUGGCAUGUCCAAAGAAAGUUGCAGCAUUCCUGGACAUUGUAACCAGGAAGCCUAACAGGGCAUUUGAUAUACUGUGUCAAUAUUUUCAAAAUCCAGGACAGACUCAUCUUCUUGAACUGAUCAAGUGAGCAAAAUGUUUUCAAUAUCAAGGACAGACUCAUCUUCUUGAACUGAUCAAGUGAGCGAAAUGUUUUCAAUAUCAAGGACAGACUCAUCUUCUUGAACUGAUCAAGUGAGGAAAAUAUUUCAGAGCACAUGUAAUAAUCAAAAUAUGCAAAAUAAGAACAAUGACAAUAAAGGAAAAGUAAACUGACAGGAAUCUUUGAUAACUAAUACAACAAGAGUAGUUAGUACAGUGUAGUUAAGAAAAUUCCAAGACCUUUAUCAAUAGGUGAAAAUGUGACUGUGUUAAAGAAUUCUACAGAGUACCAGUGGGAACUAUUUAAAUGUUGUACUGAAGAUCAUAACUGCCAAUACUGGUAUAUUAUUUUCCGAAUUUGUAAUUUUUUAAAUUUAAGUAUACUGACAUGUAAUUGUGUUUGAUUUGAAUUUGAUAAAUAACCUACUGGUUCCAAGUAAUUUGAUAUACUAGUUAUGAAAGUACAUUAAAAGUUAAAGUAAAAGAAAGAUUCAAUACAAGUAUGUUGACAGUACAUGCACUUGACAAGUAAAACAAGAAAGAUGAGUUCCCUUUAGGCAGACUGUGAAUCUUACAAGCUAAAGUCAUGGAAAAAUUUAUGUAAAUAAGGGACCAAUGUUCAAGGUUGCUAGUUAUAAAUGUUUGUUUUCAGUAACAGGGGCAGAUCCAGACAUAUAUUUUUGACGGCCUUCCAAAUUCUCUUUGAUGAUCCAUCCUCCAUUUUUGACCAUCUUCUGACAGAAAAUGAGAUACCUUUCAAUGUAAACUUGAAAAAUUCUGACUGUCUCCUGGAAGACCCAGAAGACAGCUUCUGUCCGCCCCUGAGUAGGAAGUGAAAAUA
Messenger RNA from Lingula anatina, 4644 nucleotides. Its product is annotated as malignant fibrous histiocytoma-amplified sequence 1 homolog. NCBI's taxonomy places the organism in Eukaryota, Metazoa, Brachiopoda, Lingulata, Lingulida, Lingulidae. The record is from RefSeq and is a predicted model, not a curated record. Gene Ontology annotation, cellular component: cytoplasm. Gene Ontology annotation, biological process: regulation of apoptotic process. Gene Ontology annotation, molecular function: protein binding.